Cuscuta epithymum is the source of this 2738-nucleotide messenger RNA. Lineage: Eukaryota; Viridiplantae; Streptophyta; Magnoliopsida; Solanales; Convolvulaceae. The record is from the annotation of a GenBank genome assembly.
CAAUAUCUAAUUGUAUGUACAAUCGUGCAUGAUAUCACAAGCUUCCCUUUCGGCUAUGGCCUCUUUCCGAUUGGACAGUUCACCGUGCUUUCAUAUCCUAUCCAGGUAUAUCGCUCUUCUACGCUUCAUCUUAUGCUUUCGCUGCUUGAACUUCCACCUCCGCUCCAAAUUUCUGUACUGUUCAGCUAUCCGAAUAUGAAACCCAGCUAGUCAUCGUAUCUAUAAUUUAGAUGGGUCAAAAUUGAACUCUGCAUAUCUCCUAUUAGCCCUAUUGUCGAAGAUGUGUAUGAACCACUCUAAGGUUCUAAUUAUCAGUUUUUGAUUAUUACACUAUUUGCUUUGUGACAAUUUUGCAAUUCUAAACAUACUGAUUUCUUCACAACAUACGGGUUCCACUGUAUGUUUUUUUUGUCUAAAUCUGCCUCUUUCAGCUUUUAAAAUAUUUAGAACAUGUAUUACAAUUUACAUUAAGACUCAGGUUGAACGAAAAAAUCUUAGCUUAAUAUUUGGUAGAAUUGGAGUUUACCAAAAACUUUUACUCAAAAAGUCAGGAGAUAUUCAGUCUAUCACGCCUGGCUCUAAGAUAUUUGAUAUUAUCUAUUUACAUUAGGGAUUGAGGGAAUCUACAUUUUUUUCAGAUCCUUAUUGCUCGGGCAUAAAGUAAAGCCUUUACACAGAGAAGUUGGAUUGCUAUGUGACCAAGUUAGUUUUGGUGAGAAAUUUGGCAGAGCAAACAUCAUUUCUUUAUAUAGACAGAAGAUUCUUCACUGCAGUAAAGUUUAACCAUCAUGUCUUGGUGUACCAUUGAAUCUGAUCCCGGGGUUUUCACUGAGCUCAUUCAGCAGAUGCAAGUAAAAGGAGUGCAGGUUGAAGAAUUGUAUACAUUGGACCUUGAUGCUCUCAAUGACCUUAGGCCAAUCUAUGGAUUAGUUUUUCUUUUCAAGUGGCGCCCUGGCGAAAAAGAUGACCGUCUAGUGAUCAAGGACCCCAACCCCAACUUAUUUUUCGCUAGCCAGGUUAUCAAUAAUGCAUGUGCCACCCAAGCAAUCCUAUCAAUCCUUCUGAACAGCCCAGACAUUGACAUAGGCCCAGAACUUUCUCAGCUAAAAGAAUUCACAAAGAAUUUUCCACCCGAGCUCAAGGGUUUAGCCAUCAACAACAGUGAUUCGAUCCGGGCUGCCCAUAACAGCUUCGCAAGACCAGAGCCGUUCGUUCCUGAGGAGCAGAAAACUGCAGGGAAAGACGACGAUGUCUAUCAUUUCAUAAGUUACAUUCCAGUCGACGGCAUACUGUAUGAGCUUGAUGGGCUGAAAGAAGGGCCCAUCAGCCUUGGACAAUGCCCCAGUGGGCCGAAUGAGGAUUCUGAGUGGUUGCGAUUGGUUCAGCCAGUGAUUCAGGAAAGGAUUGAGAGGUAUUCAAGGAACGAAAUAAGGUUCAACCUGAUGGCCAUAAUCAAGAACAGGAAAGAAAUGUACACUGCUGAGUUGAAGGAGCUUCAGAGGAAAAGAGAAAGGAUUCUUCAGCAAUUGGCUGCUUUACAAUCAGAGAGGGUUAUGGUGGAUGGAAGUAACGUGGAGGGACUGAAUAAAACACUAACGGAAGUGAACUCUGGCAUUGAAGUGGCUACUGAGAAGAUACUGGUGGAAGAAGAGAAGUUCAAGAAAUGGAAAACCGAAAACAUCCGCAGAAAGCACAACUAUAUUCCCUUCUUGUUCAACUUCCUGAAGGUUCUUGCCGAAAAGAAGCAGUUGAGACCUCUUAUAGAGAAGGCAAAACAAAAAGCUAGCAAAUCGUAAUAGGUCUGGAAAAAGUGUACGCACAGCUCAAGUAUGGUAUGAUCUUUUUUCAUUGCUGUUGCAUGGUAUUAAUCAAUAUUAUUAUCACGUUUUAGUUAUUACUGAGAUUUUGCUUAAACUACAAUGAUCUUAUAAUAUUCACUGGGAUUGUUUGCUUAUCUCGUUUUAGUUAUUACUGAGAUUUUGCUUAAACUACAAUGAUCUUAUAAUAUUCACUGGGAUUGUUUGCUUUUGAUUUAAUAGAUUUGGAGUUGUUUACUUGUAACUUAAUGGCCUUGCCAGGGGAUUGACUUAAUUGACGGUAUCUCAAUUGGUUCUUUUGCCAAGGAAUAGUGUUUAUUUAGUAUACUAAAAUAAACACUCUCUUACACAAAGGCCAGUGGUUUAAUACAGAUACACAUUUUAAUUUGGAUAGAACCUAUGUAAAAAAUAAACCAACCGCUAUUGAGAAAGUCACUUGAUUGUUGUGUUUAUAAAUGUCUUAGUUGUAAAUGCGACUUAUUUUUUCAGACAAAUACCGACUUGUUCAUUUAAUUCAUAUACAUUUCAAUUUAGUCUACCUAUUUAGACAGAAAAGUUCAACUUAAAUAACAUCUGAAGUUCAACAACCGCUGUUGAUAUUGUUUAUUCAACAUCUUGAAGUGAGUAGUCCUUAAGGAAAGACUACUCAAUCUAGAUAGAUGUACGAUCGGUUCUGAGUUCAUCCCUAAUACGGAAUAUUUUUGAACAAGAAUGGGAUUGACAUGUGCUCGGUUUCGGGUCCCUGGGAACUGGGAACUGUUCUUGCGUUCCUGUUUGCAGGAGGGAAAAGAAAUUGAGUAGUCUUGGCAAGAAUUGUUGGUGAUUUUAGUGUCACCGGCCAUUUUGUGUAAUUGGAAAUGACAUGAGUGUCAAUGGGAAUUAGAACUAUGAUCUAAUACAAGUUAGUAGGUGUGGAGUGCA